Messenger RNA from Vitis vinifera (wine grape), 1407 nucleotides. RefSeq lists its product as uncharacterized. Bases 11 to 1222 code for a protein of 403 amino acids. The record is from RefSeq and is a predicted model, not a curated record. NCBI's taxonomy places the organism in Eukaryota, Viridiplantae, Streptophyta, Magnoliopsida, Vitales, Vitaceae. The transcript has 5 exons. Gene Ontology annotation, molecular function: cysteine-type peptidase activity. Gene Ontology annotation, biological process: proteolysis.
GGAACAUGGUAUGCAUGACACUAGAUUCAGAAAAUCUAGUACAAAAGAAAAUGAUAACAAUAUGGGCUUUGAUUUCCAGACUGGAAUUUUUGAGGAUGUUACAGAUGAUGAAGUGGAGAGGAAUGACAUUCCCAUGGAUGUGAACAUUGAUAUGGAAGCUUCUAGAAACCUUCAGCUUGCAGAAAAACACAUGACUAAAGAGUUGAAAGAUGACUACUCUAUUGAUGAUCCAGUUAUUGAUAUUGCCAAGUUGUUUGGUAUCCCAACUAUGUCGGGCGAGUUUUCAGUAUAUGUCAUACCUCACCAUCUAUCUCCUGCCAUUUUUAAGCGAAGGCGUGAGAUUAAAAAGUCUCGUAUCUUGCAGCACCCUUUUACAGAUCCCACCAAGAGAAAGAAACUAAGAAAAGAGAUUGAGAAACCAUUAACUUCAUUUGAUCCUUUGCGUCCAAUCUCUGAAGAAGCAUUAGAGUCCUUUCAAAAGUGGAUGAGUGAUGACCAAGGGUCCACAAUUGACAUUGACUACAUGCAUAUAGAUAAAAAAUGGUUUCAAUCACUGUCUAAUCAUGGUUCAUGGCUUGCUGACACGCACAUUGAUGUUGCCUUCUUCUUUUUUCGGAAGCGGCGAAUAGAAAAUCUUCAUCUUUUUUCCCAAAAGUUUACCACAGUGGAUACUAUGUUUUGGCAAAAUGCUCAAGCAAGAUGGAUUAAGCAUGGCAAGAAGUGGAACCAAUUCAAAUUACCAGAGAAUGACAUCCUUAUUGAUUAUGCCAAUGGUUUGCAGCCUCUUUAUUCUGUCAAAUGGCCUGAUGUUGACAUUGUGUAUGUCCCUAUCAAUGUUCAGGCUAGUCACUGGGUAUUAGGAGUUGUCCACCUUCAUCGAAGGAUUAUAUACGUAUAUGACUCAUUGAUGGGCAUCAAUAAUAAUGCAAGAUUGCAAGUUGCCAUUAAACCAUUAGCCAAAUUGUUGCCGCAUAUAUUGAAUGCAAUAGCAUAUUAUGGUUUUCAUGGUGACACAAAAGUUAACUACCAGGAAUGGGAAAUUGAACGGCUGCAAGAUAUUCCUCAACAGGAAAAUGAUGGUGAUUGUGGCAUGUUUGUUAUCAAAUAUGCUGAAUACUUAAUGCACAACCAUCCAUUGAAGUCAUUAACAAGUGCACGAAUGGACUGGUUUCGGGAAAAGAUGGCAGCAGAGUUAUUUUAUAUGAAAUACUUGCCUAUGUAAUGAAUUCAUGUUGAUAUUUCACAUUUUGAUAAUGUAGUUGGAUGGUUUGUUAUAUGUAAUUGGAUAGCUUCAUAUAUGUAGUUAGACAUUUUGAUAAAUGUAGUUGGACAGGUUGAUAUAUCUACUUGGAUAUUUUGAUGAAUGUUGUUCGAUAGUUAUGUAUACAAUUGACCUUUUAAACUAAA